Molecule: messenger RNA, 1134 nt
Organism: Acaulospora morrowiae
Lineage: Eukaryota; Fungi; Glomeromycota; Glomeromycetes; Diversisporales; Acaulosporaceae
Source: the annotation of a GenBank genome assembly
AUGUUUUCUUCUCCUUUACGGGCCACAGAUCAUCCUUUAAACCUGCGUAACGAGGAGCAACCGAAUUUACAUAGAAGUGUUGUGCAUAUCUUCAGAAGAACAGCAAUGUUCACUGCUUUGCGCGGCAUGCGCAAAUUGAAGAAACGGAUUGUGGUAAUUUUGUUUCUCUCGUUGAUUUUACUAUACAUUUUUGGACCAGUGAUACGUUUAUACUUGUUAAUCGUAAAAUACAAGCUCAGGAAUAGCAUGUAUGAUCUAGGUUUACUUCCUUGUUCCCUUAGGAAGUCUCCAAUUUUAUACAUGGUUGAUACACAAAAGGUAUUGACAGUGUGGGAAUCCAAUUGCGCGAUGAAAGAUGUAAGGAUUCGAUGGUACGAAAUUAAAGAGAAUAGUGGUGUGACAGAAUUGUUGAACAUUUCAAAUAUCCUUGCCCCUAUAGAAAUAGACGACUCGCAUCAUGUGUAUAAAGCGACGAUGGGUCCGUUCAGGGAUAUUUCAAAAUAUGCAUACGAAAUUGUUUAUAAGACAGAUGAGAAAAGUUCAACAGAUAUAAUUGCUUCGGGUUUCUUUAAACUGUUUCCUGAUAACUCUGUAGCAACAUAUCCCAUUCAAAUUGUUGCUUUCUCAGACAAUCAAUUUGGUCUUCCCAUUUUUCAUCGACUCGUACAGUCUGCCUUUAAGAGACACUCCCCAAAUUUUAUUCUUCACGCAGGUGAUGCGGUUCAACACUACGAAAAUCUUCAACAAUGGCAAACUGACUUUCAUGAUCCUUUGGCAAAUUUUCAACCUUUGCUACAAACACCGAUAAUUUACGCCCACGGCAAUCAUGAUCAUGAUCCUGCACAGGUGUAUGCGUAUACAGUAGAUACACUUUGGUAUUCAUUCACGCUGGCAAACACUCGUUGGAUUGUGUUGGACAGCAAUGUCGACGAUAAAAGGCAGGACGAAUGGUUAAUUCAGGAGCUUUCAUCCUUGGAAAGACGAAAUGCUGAAUUCACAAUAGUAGUCGUACACAUUCCACCUUUCGUGGAAUUUUGGGAUCCUGAGACUUGGCACGGGCAAAAUGAAAAACAUUGGGGGGAAUUUGUACGCACAAGAUACGUUCCAUUGUUUCGUGCGCACGGUGUGGACUUG